Dovyalis caffra is the source of this 1056-nucleotide messenger RNA. Lineage: Eukaryota; Viridiplantae; Streptophyta; Magnoliopsida; Malpighiales; Salicaceae. The record is from the annotation of a GenBank genome assembly.
AUGUCUACUUCUGAGAUACUAGUAGCUGAUGAUCACCUCGAAUUGCCUGCAGGGACCAAAACUAUUCCACCAGCCCACACCAAUUCCAAGGUUCAGACUGAUCUCUAUGGGCUUGAACUUUGGGAAGGUUCCUUUCCCGUCGUCGACCUAGGAGCCCUUCAUGGUCCUAGUCGCUCUGAUACCAUCAAACAGCUUGGCCAUGCUUGCCAACACUAUGGUUUCUUUAUGGUGAAGGACCAUGGAAUUUCAGAGACGCUGUUGAAUGACAUAAUGGGCAUAACAAGAGAGUUCUUCCAUCUACCAGAGGAAGAAAGGAUGAAAUUAUACUCUCCUGACCUAACCAGUCUCAUCAGACUUACUAUCGGCUUUAAGGACGAUAAUCAGAAUGUUUUCGUCUCCAGGGAAUCCUUGAAAUUUUUUAGUCAUCCUCUUGAAAAUUAUGUGAAUCUCUGGCCUACAAAUCCUUCAUACUUCAGGGAGAUUGUAGCUGAGUAUUGUGUAGCCGUUGAAAGGGCAGAAAUAACACUAAUUGAGGCCAUAUUUGAGGGCUUAGGCAUGAAAAGGGAAUCUAUAGAUCAAAUAUUAAGCAAACAUGGACAAUACACGUCUUUGAACUACUAUCCAGUUUGUGACGAGUCAAAUCUAGAACGCACUUUUGGACUGCGUGGUCAUACUGACCCUACUAUACUCACAAUGCUACUGCCAGAUGAGGUGCCUGGACUUGAAAUUCUACAAAAUGGUGAGUAUGUACCUGUGAAGCAUAUGCCUAACGCCUUGGUAGUCCAUGUUGGUGACAUACUGCAGGGGCUUAGCAAUCUUCAAUACAAGAGUUUGCUGCAUAAAGUUCUUGUCAAUUCUGAAAAAGAACGUUUUUCCAUUGCUUCAUAUUGCUAUCCAUCGAAUGAUACUCAAAUGGGACCUCCUAAGGAAUUGAUCGACAAUGAUCAUCCAGCAAUUUAUAAGGAUUUCACCUAUGAAGAAUUCUACAAUGUAAUGUGGGAACGAAGACAAGCAGAUGCUGCCCGCUUGGACUCAUUCAAAGUUUCUGCUGCUUAG